GAAGUCAAGAGAAGGGGGAAGGCUCAGAGGAUAGGGAGAGACAGAAAGGAGACAGAGGGAGAAACAUCAGCUGCGAACAGAAUAAAACGCAACCGUGAAUUCAACAAAACACAAAGGGAAGAGCAAGAGUGAUAGACAGAGAGAGAGAGAGAGAGAGAGAGAGAGAGAGAGAGAGAGAGAGAGAGAGAGAGAAAGAGGCAGCACUAAUUGCAGCACUUGAUACUGUUAGACAGAUAUAAAGAAGAGAGUGAGUAGAAGGGGCAAGUGAAAGGCAGAGGGACCAAGAGGAGACGCUGGUGGCCGGAAUAUUAAACCAGGCUGGAUUAUAUUUCACUGCACUGUGGAGAGACACACAGAGGCAGCAGGAAAUGUGUGAUGCAAACCUGCCUAACUGUGUGCAUUAGCAGUAGAGUGCAUAUAAGUGUUUAGGCUGUGUGAGUUCUAAAGUGUGCGCAGUGUGUGAGUGAGUGUGUGUAACAGCCAUGAGGAGGAUAUUUUUUAGCGUUUUUCUGUUGCUCCUGGCUACUACUUUACUGGGAGCAUGGAAACCAUCUAAACCCAGACUCCAGUUCACAUUUUCAGAGCUGGUGAGCAGUGGGAGACUUCUGUCUCUCCCGCUGUCUGCCGGAGACCUCAACUCUCUGCUGCCUGACGAAGAUGGCCGUCUCCUGUACAUCAGCAUAAAGGACUACCUGCUCACAGCCAGUCUGGAUGACAUUACACACCCUCCUCGCAAGAUCUACUGGCCAGCAAGCCCAGAUGGAAUCCAAGACUGUUUGAAUGCAGGAAAAGACCCACAGUUGGAGUGUGCUAAUUUCCUGCGUGUGUUGGAACCUUACAACCAAACACACUUGUAUGUCUGCGGAACUGGAGCCUUUAACCCUCGGUGUGCCAUCAUCCCCACGCACCUCUUCUUCACGGCGGAGCGGCACACACUGCGUUAUGAGCACACAGAGACCGGCAAAGGGAAGUGUCCCUAUGACCCCCAGCAGAAGACUGCCACCGCCAUCAUCGAUGGAGAGUUGUAUGCCGGUAUAACCUCUGACUUUAUGAGCCGUGACUCAGCAUUUUUUCGAAGCCUGGGAGAACGUCAUGUGAUCCGCACAGAGCAAUAUGACCCCACCUGGCUACAUGAGGCUGAGUUUGUGCGUGUGGCUUUGAUGAAGGAGAGUGAUAAUGAGGAAGAUGAUAAGGUCUACAUGUUCUUCACUGAGCGCGCUCAGGAGGCCGAAGGGCCAGUCGGCAAAGUGCUGUACUCUAGAGUGGCCCGCGUCUGCAAGAAUGACAUUGGAGGUCAGCGUAGCCUGGUGAAUAAGUGGAGUACAUUUCAGAAGGCUCGACUGGUUUGUUCUGUGCCGGGCCCUGGAGGCAUACAAACACACUUUGACCAACUCCAGGACAUCUUCAUUCAGUACGGAAAAGACAGGAAGAGCCCUCUGAUCUAUGGCCUCUUUACCACUACAAGUGACGUGUUAAAUGGAUCUGCAGUGUGUGUGUACCGCAUGCAGGACAUCAUCCGUGCCUUCAAAGGAAACUUCUACCACAGGGAGGGGCCACAGUACAAGUGGGAGGAGUUUACUGGCAGAGUUCCCUAUCCGAGGCCUGGAACAUGUCCAAGCAGCACUUAUGGAAGCUUCCGUUCAACGAGGGAGUAUCCCGACGACGUCAUCUUCUUUAGCCGCACCCACCCACUGAUGAAGGAAGUGGUGCUUCCCGUAGAUGGCCGACCACUGAUGAUCAGAGUGGGCGUCCACUAUAAGUUGACCCGCCUCGUCGUGGACAGAGUGGAGGCUGUGGAUGGGCAGUAUGAUGUUCUAUUCAUCGGAACAGAUUCUGGUCUGGUGUUAAAGUCCAUUAACCUCCCUAAAGAGAGAGGACAAUAUCAGGAGGUCACACUGGAGCAGCUACAUGUUUUUAAGCACAGGUCACCAAUCACCGCUAUGACACUGUCCAAGAAGAAGUGGCUGUUUGUGGGUUCUGCGGAGGGGGUAUCCCAGCUGGCUUUGUUCCAGUGUGACCUAUAUGGCCAGGCCUGCGCAGAGUGCUGCAUCGCUAGAGACCCAUACUGCACCUGGGAUGGCCACGCCUGCAGCCACUAUAUGCCAAUCGCACGCAGGAGAAACACUCGUCAGGCUGGUGAUGACAGGAAUCCUUUAAACCAGUGUGUCAGACAGGGAGCUGGCCUACAGGUGCAAACAGAGGAGAAAACAAUAAUGGUUGCUGAGGGUAACAGCACUUAUCUUGAGUGUUUGCCAAAAUCCCACCAUGCUGCAGUUACUUGGUUUAAGCAAACAGGAGAGAACAGUCUAGAGCAAUACCAGGUGACAUCCGGAGAUCAGUUGGUGGUGAUUGACAGAGGCAUUCUGAUCCCGAGGGCGGAGCUUAAUCAUGGGGGCAUAUAUCACUGUCAGCUGGAAGAACAUGGUUUCCGUUGGACGGCCGUCACGGUUCGCCUGAGCGUGUGGAGCCCUGCUCAGCGCUCUAGGCCAGACUCCUCGCAGCCCUGGUACCAGGAUGUAAUGUCACUCAUACACAAUGCUGACUUGGAACGGUACUGCAAGGAGAUGGGCCAACGACACCACCCCAACAGAGAGAAGACUUCCAGGGAACUGGCACUGAAGCGGGAGAAGAAAAAAGGAGAGAAACACAAACACAGAGGAAAAGGGGGAGAGAGGGAGAGAGGGAGAGGGAGGAAGAACAGAAGCAAAAUGGAGAUGGCUGCUCCGAGGCCUCCCCGAAGCACCUAGAGAUAGCUGUACCAUACACAAAAGAUAUGUGUGAAGGUUUACAACUCUAAACCACAAUUCCAGUGGACGGAAGCCAAAACCCAAACAUCAACGUGCAUGUCAUACACACUUACAAGCUUAAGCAUGAAGAGAAACCUAGUCUGAUGAGAAAAACAGUGUUGUUUUUCUGAAGCAAUGGGAAGACUGAAUAUGGGACAUUGUAAAGGCUGUUCUUAAGCAGUUAUGUACAAAUGGCAUGGCAGCAGCCUGUUUGAGGGAAGACCCCAAAGAUGAACUGUGUUGUUAUAAGAACUAGGAGAAUGGACUUGAGGACAUGGCCAUUUACUGGUUAUGCUAAUGAACAGAUGGCCAUUAAUAUAAUGACUGUGCUAUGCAGACAUGGAAUAAGCCGUCUCAAAAUGGGGGAGCAGUCUGUGUAAGCCUCCCAGAAAUAGGGAACAUCACGAAAAGCUCUUUGUUUUUAAAAGGCUGCUGGAUUUGAAGAACAAAUGUACCUUUUAAAAUACCUGCAUCUCUAUGUAUUGCUGUAAGUGUUUUUUUCUUUAUUUAUCUUUGUAUUUAUUUUUACCUCUUCUGGGUCUUGACUCAUGAUAAACACAAACUGUAUUCUCAAUAAUUGUUUUCUUUACUGAUUACCAACUGAGACAAAUACUCAUUUGAAUGAAAUUUGACAUGGUUUAAUAGAUGAAUUAGCACUGUUGACGAAAUCCCGUUUAGCUACUGAGAGAUUUGAUAUAUGUAUCUCCUUUAGCUAUAGAGUGAUUUGAUAUAUGUGUAUGAACCUAUAAUUCCCUUUUUUACUAUUUUAAUUAAUUGUUGUGCUUGCUGUUUGAUGACAUUGGAAAUAUACCCUAAAAAUGUGCUAAAUGAAAGCAGUUUACUGUAGUAAAGAAGAAGUUAAGGGAAUAGUAGUUCACAGUAGUUGAACUGUUUCUAGCCAAUUUUGGCACUUGAAAUUUCAUGAAAAACAAGGCAUACUUGAUGGUAUGCUUUAUGACAGCCUAUCUACCAACUGACCACUUUUCUAAUUGAUAGUUGUCAGGGUCUGCUCACCCCAUUGGAAAACCGCCUUCUGAAUCUAUUAGUGUAACGGUAAUAGGAAUUUGCACACAGGCCAAUUUGACUAAUUGCAUGCAACCUAUGGCAAACAUUGAAGCUCUUGCUUGUAUAGUUACAUUAAAAGUUGAAAGAUCAUAUUGACCCAUUG
This is a messenger RNA of Electrophorus electricus (electric eel), 3954 nucleotides long. It is a transcript of the gene sema3h, whose product is annotated as sema domain, immunoglobulin domain (Ig), short basic domain, secreted, (semaphorin) 3H. Gene Ontology annotation, cellular component: plasma membrane; axon; glutamatergic synapse. The record is from RefSeq and is a predicted model, not a curated record. Lineage: Eukaryota; Metazoa; Chordata; Actinopteri; Gymnotiformes; Gymnotidae. Gene Ontology annotation, biological process: positive regulation of cell migration; semaphorin-plexin signaling pathway; motor neuron axon guidance. Gene Ontology annotation, molecular function: semaphorin receptor binding; chemorepellent activity; neuropilin binding.